This is a messenger RNA of Plasmopara halstedii, 159 nucleotides long. RefSeq lists its product as uncharacterized. The record is from RefSeq and is a predicted model, not a curated record. NCBI's taxonomy places the organism in Eukaryota, Oomycota, Peronosporomycetes, Peronosporales, Peronosporaceae. The coding region runs from base 1 to 159 and encodes 52 amino acids. The transcript is spliced from 2 exons.
AUGGACGUCUCAAGUUUCAUAACAGUAUUCUUGGAGCUGCGGCGUUGCUGGGCGCAGCAGCGACGUAACGACUGCUUCUCUGGACACCACCGCAAGGCGGUGGAGCGCUUUUCACCUGAUCGUAACGGGGUCGGGGAAAGCAGCGUGUCCAGGUCUUAG